CGGUAAAACCGGUGGCACCAAUGGAAAAUAGAAAAGUCGGCGUACAACAAGCUGGAAGGUAUAAUUGUAGUCUGUAGAUCUGUUAUAACGGCGCCGUUAAUACCCCCGUUACAAAAGUUAGAGAGAGAAUGUAUGUGUGUGUGUGAGUGCGUGAAACGCUAGGACCACAUACACUCUUGAUAAGAAGCUUUCAAACGGAAUCCCUGCCAUUAGCAUCGUCGUCGUCAUCAUCGUCUCCACUCUCUCUCUCUCUCUGAAACUAACAAAACAGAAAAAUCACAGAAGAAGAUAUUAUUCUUCAUUGAAGAACUAAUCAAUUGAGGUACGUACAACAUGAUUUGACAUCGGGAUAUAUAAUACAGCGAUAUGGAUGUGUAUAUGUGAAUGGGGAAGUAUACAAGGAAGUGUAGUGAUCAAGGUUGUGAGAUUUCGGUAAUGGAGGUUGCACCGGCGGGAGUAAGGACUAGAGGAAGAGCUAUGGCGACGGCGGCGGAGGAAGCGGCGGAUAAUUCUGGAUCAGCGAAGAGGAUGAAGGUCGUCGGAAAUGGAGAAUUGAGAUUGUCUUCUUCGCGAAUUACAGAUAGUGAUGGUGGAGAUGUGAUUACUACAUUGAAGAAUUACGGUGAUUCCGCCGUGGAGGAAUUGAGAGAUUUUUCCGGUGAUGUUCCGGCGUCUUGUUGUUCGAGUAACGGAUCAGUUACGGAGAUAUUGAAAAGUGCAGAUCUGGAGGAAAGAACUGAAGUUGAAACAACUAUGACAUACGAAAUGAACAGAAGAGAAAGCACACAAACAAGCGACCUCAAGGCGGAAUCCGGCGAACUACACUCAACAAAUACAUCAAAGCCGUCGGUGCAGAUCGAUUCUCACCGGAAAACGCCACCAGCAGCCGAACUUGAAGAAUUCUUCGCUAAAGCAGAAGAAAACCUCCAUAAACGUUUCAAAGACAAGUAUAAUUACGACAUUGUAAAGGACGUUCCAUUAAAAGGUCGUUUCGAAUGGGUUGAACUAAAGCCAUGAAGACGAAGAAGAAGAAGAUGAUUACUGAUGUAAAAAAAAAACAAAAAAAAACAAAAUUGUUUCUAAAAUUUAGAAACAGAAGUGAAAAGUACAGUAGUACCAGAGUACGUAGUGCAUUUUAAUUGAAUCGAGAUCUUUAAAAUUUCCAGUUGCAGUUGCAUUUGCAUUAUAAUUAAUCGAUCAUGGGGUUCAUGAGUACAUGAGGUGGUAGUGUUUGUUCGUGGGGGAUGUAAGCUUUUGUUCUUCUUUUUUUUUGCUCUGAAUAGACAGAGUUUGAGGAAGGAAGAAGGAACAGUUGGUAAAAUAGUGAUUUGGAGUGUACUUCAACCUUCCCCCAAUACAUCUCUCGUUUCUUUCUGUUCAUCUCUGCAAUUCUUUCAGAUCAUAAAACGUACAACUGAUGCGAUAGCUUCUCUCAUAGGUAAUUUUUUUUUUAUUUUUUUUUCCUUUCUCGAUUUUGCCACUAGUUUUCUUUUAAUUAUAUUUCAAAAAAAAAAAUCAAUUCUAAAAAUCACCAUCUAGCAAUUUUUCUC
This is a messenger RNA of Lactuca saligna, 1550 nucleotides long. Lineage: Eukaryota; Viridiplantae; Streptophyta; Magnoliopsida; Asterales; Asteraceae. The record is from the annotation of a GenBank genome assembly.